This is a messenger RNA of Tarenaya hassleriana, 746 nucleotides long. Its product is annotated as sweet protein mabinlin-1-like. The record is from RefSeq and is a predicted model, not a curated record. Gene Ontology annotation, molecular function: nutrient reservoir activity. NCBI's taxonomy places the organism in Eukaryota, Viridiplantae, Streptophyta, Magnoliopsida, Brassicales, Cleomaceae. The transcript is spliced from 2 exons. Bases 1 to 576 code for a protein of 191 amino acids.
AUGGGGGUUAUUUGCGAUCGUAAGAUUCUCAAUCGGUUGAAAGAAAAAUUCUACCGUACCGCCAUAAGACCCGUAUUGAUGGAUGAUAGCGAAUGUUGGCGAAGAAAAGACAACAUCGUGUCCAAAAUGAGUAUAGCCGAGAUGAGGAUGUUGCGACGGAUGUACGGACACAGAAGAAUGGAUAGAAUUAGAAAUGAGAGUAUUACAGAUAAAAUAGGAAUAAUUGGACGCUGCCAGAGGGAGUUCCAGCAGCAACAGCAGCUCAGGGCUUGCCAACAAUGGAUCCGCCGACGUGCCCAACGCGGCGGUGGCUCGGCCGAUGAUGACAUCGAGCUCGUGACUGAAGACGACGACGUGAACCAGAGGACGCCAGCCCUCCGACAGUGCUGCAACGAGCUGCGUCAAGUUGACCGCAUGUGCGUGUGCCCAGUGAUAAGGCACGCGGCUCAACAGGUGAGGUACCAGGGACAGCACCAGCCACAGCAGGUGAGACAGAUGUUCCAAGCUGCUAGGAACUUGCCCAACAUCUGCAACAUCCCUGUCGGACAAUGCCAGUUCCAGGCUACCCCUUACUAAACCUGAAACCGGCACGUACGUGCAUGCAUGCAUGUUUCAAGGGUUUUGAAUUCGGCGUGGAGUUGAGUCGUCACACCUAAUCGUGUGAGUGGGUGCAUGUAUGCUGAGGUUAGAAGCAAAAUAAUGUAACUUGCACUCAUCCUUAAUAAAACGUUUUAACGUCUUCUCUA